Messenger RNA from Numida meleagris (helmeted guineafowl), 7848 nucleotides. RefSeq names its product TTK protein kinase (gene TTK). The record is from RefSeq and is a predicted model, not a curated record. Gene Ontology annotation, cellular component: nucleus; spindle; kinetochore. The coding region runs from base 435 to 3083 and encodes 882 amino acids. The transcript has 23 exons. Gene Ontology annotation, biological process: mitotic spindle assembly checkpoint signaling; peptidyl-serine phosphorylation; meiotic spindle assembly checkpoint signaling. Gene Ontology annotation, molecular function: ATP binding; protein serine/threonine kinase activity; protein binding. Lineage: Eukaryota; Metazoa; Chordata; Aves; Galliformes; Numididae.
UUUGGGUGGGGGGGGAUUUUCAAACUGGGAGAGGCGCGCGGCCAGCUUUGGUCCGGUCUGAGCGCGGCCUAGUCCUGGCCCGAGCUGGCGGCGGCGAGCGCGGAGCUGUGGUGAGUCCCGAGUCUGGGGCGGUGUCUCCGGCCGUAGGGUUCCGAGGACCCCAGCUUUAGUGCAGGCCUUGGGCCGCCUGCAGCCGGGCUGCCCACCGGGCUGGCCUCCCGCCGGCCCCGCCCUCGGCUCUGUGCCGCGGGCAGGAGGAACUUCUUCAGGAUGAAGGACUACAUUUCUUGCUGUUGCUGGAUUCUUGGGAUCAUCUGAAGUAAUCUGACCCUCAUCCACUUCAACUUUUUGACGGAGCAUAUCAGUUCCUCAGAAGUUUUCUCCGUAUUGUACAUAUUGAACCUUUGGGAGUUAAGAAACCACAUAUCAGAAAUAUGGAGGAGGAGGAGGAUCUAAGUGAAAGAGGAUUGCCACGAAUUGCUUCAAUCAUGAGUAGAGUUAGAGACUUGAAAAACAAAUACAGAAAUGAAGACAAUAUCACAGAUGAACUGAACUCUACUAAAAUAUCAGCUGAUACAACAGAUAACUCUGGAACUGUUAAUCAAAUAAUGAUGACAACAAAUAAUCCAGAAGAUUGGCUAUGUUUUUUGCUUCGGCUGGAGAAAAAGGGUAUUCCUCAGAUGGAUCUUAGCAUACUGAAUAGACUCAUUGGUCGCUACAGUCAAGCAGUAACUGCAUUACCUGCAGAAAAGCAUAGUGAAGAUGAGAACUAUGCUCGCAUCCUUGUGAGAUUUGCUGAGUUGAAAGCUCUUCAAGAUCCAGAGGAGGCACGGGACCAGUUUCAUCUGGCCAGACUGAACUGCAAGAAAUUCGCUUUUGUGCAUGUGGCUUUUGCACAGUUUGAGCUGUCACAAGGAAAUGUGAAGAAAUGCAAACAGCUCCUUCAGAAGGCUGUGGAGUGCUCUGCUGUUCCACUGGAAAUGUUAGAAACUGCUCUACAAAACUUUAAUUCACAAAAAAAGCAGUUGCUUUCAGAUGAGGAGAAGGAGAACUUUGCAGUGUCAAGUAUACAGGAGUCUGGACUUCAGAGCAUAGCUGGAAAUCAGAGAAAUAUAAAAAGGAAUGAUUCUACUGAAAAUUCUUCUGCUAUUGCGAAGCUUCUUCUUGGGGAGGAGAAAUCACAAGAACUUGAUGCUAUAGUUAAUUUCCACAAUCCAUUAAGACCACUAAACAAAUCUAACCAGGCUUGCCCUUUUGGGAGGGUUCCUGCUAAACUCAUAACUGAUAUUGAUGAUGAGGUGCAGAAGAUGGAUGCCCCACUUACAGCUAGCGUUAUGAAAAGGCAAAUAUCUAGCUCCAAAUGUACAGCCUUGAUUCCACCUUUUCCACUGUCUGAAUCAAAACCUAAUGGGAGUGAUUCGUGUGACCUGGCAGACUCAAAGUCAUUACAAGAAAAAAUUUCUGUGCAGCUGCAGAUGUUGGAUGAGAACAGCUUAGAAUCAGCCACCAAUUCAACUGUCACUCUCAAAAACAAAAUAGAUACAAGUCUUGUGAUGAAAAGAGAAGAAAAUAAACUCCAGUAUCAAGAGCUGAAGAUACCAGAGCCAAGGAAAAGCAUGGAAAGUCAACAGCAACAAUCCAGUUUUGCUGAAAGCUAUAGAAAGCAGUUUGAUCAGAUAAAGCUGAACUGUGUUAACUCCAGAAAAAAAUGGCCACAUCAAGAAGUGAUGCAGCAAAACUGCUAUCGAGAGGGAAAGCGGUCAAGUCUUGAACAAUCUGGUCAUCCCAUGUCUAGAAGGCUAUCACCACCAGAUGCUGUUUCUAAGAAAAAUGAGCCAUUGUAUGUUUGUGGAACACCAAGCUCUACGUGUACUGAUUAUAUGGAGUGUUUCAGAACACCAAUUGUAAGGAACAACUUUUCACCAGGAUAUCAGAUUUCUACUCCCUACAGCCAGCUCCCAUAUUUUUUACCACAUACUCCAGCAACUACAUUUCAAAAUCAAAUGGGCUUGCAGGUUUCAGCUUCUAUGCCUUCAAAUGAAUGCAUUGCUAUUAAAGGAAGAGUUUAUACAAUAUUAAAGCAAAUAGGUAGUGGAGGCUCAAGCAAGGUGUUUCAAGUACUGAAUGAAAAGAAGCAGCUGUAUGCGGUCAAGUAUGUGAAUCUAGAAGAAGCUGAUCAACAGACUGUUGAAAGCUAUAAGAAUGAAAUUGCUCAUUUGAGUAAGCUACAAGAGCAUAGUGAUAAGAUAAUCCGUCUUUAUAGCUAUGAAAUUACUGAUCAACAUAUCUACAUGGUAAUGGAAUGUGGAAAUAUUGAUCUCAAUAGCUGGCUGAAAAAGAAAAAAAACAUUGAUCCAUUGGAACGGAAGAGCUAUUGGAAAAAUAUGUUGGAAGCUGUUCACACAAUCCAUGAACAUGGCAUUGUUCACAGUGAUCUGAAACCAGCGAACUUUCUGAUAGUUGAUGGAAUGUUAAAGCUGAUUGACUUUGGCAUUGCAAACCAAAUGCAGCCAGAUGUGACAAGCAUCGUUAAAGAUUCACAGGUUGGCACAAUGAAUUAUAUGCCACCUGAAGCAAUACAAGAUAUGUCUUCUUCCUGUGGAGAAAAUGGGAAAUCUCAGUCUAAGAUAAGUCCAAAAAGUGAUGUGUGGUCAUUGGGAUGCAUUUUAUAUUGUAUGACAUAUGGAAGGACUCCAUUUCAACAUAUAACAAAUACACGUAAAAAACUGUAUGCUAUUGUUGAUCCUCAUUAUGAAAUAGAAUUCCCAGAUAUUGCUGAGAAAGAUCUUCAAGAUGUGCUGAAGCGCUGUUUAGUAAGAAAUCCUAAGCAAAGAAUAUCAGUUUCAGAGUUGCUGGUACAUCCCUAUGUUCAAAUUCAAACCCAGUGUCAAACAGGUGUUCCAAAUGCAAAAGGAGCAACAGAGGAAGUAAAGCGUAUCCUUGGCCAACUUGUUGGCUUAAAUUCUCCCAACUCUAUUUCCAGAGCAGCUAGGACUUUAUAUGAACAAUGCAACAGUGGUAAAAGUCUCGACGUAUCAGCAUUUGCCAAGUCUGGGAGUCAAAAAUCAUGGACAGCAAAGUGAUGUACUGUUGUUCAGGAUGCAACAUAACUGGUCUGUUCAAAAGAGUAUUUUGUGCUGCUAGCUUUUAAAAGGACACUCAGCAUAAAGUUUGCAUUUUAAAAACUAAAUGUAAAAAAAUUAAUGUACAGUAAAUCUUUACUUGCCACUUGGAUCGAACAAUGAAAAUGGCUAGCUUGUGACUAUGGUCUUUGUUUUCUAACAAAGCACUACAAAAACUUGUACAAGACUCUUCAAGCUCCUUUAUCACUCAAACUAAAUAAAAAAAAAUCCUUCCUAAAACACCAGUUGGUGGCUAUAUAAAACUAUAUAUAAAACUAUGUAAGUCUCUUGAAAUGUUACAAUGUGAACACAAUAUUGUGCUGUUCUGUCUCUUGGCACCAAGUAAAAGUACCUCUUGUGUCCAGGCUUGUCCAUAACUAGGGAGAAUAAGCACUCUGCUUAUGUAAGCUAUCAGUUGCAAUUUUGUCAGGUGCAUGUAAAUGUCAUCUAGUUCUUGAACUGUUCUUUUGCUGAUUUAUAACUGGCACAGUGGAAGCAUCACUCUUGAAGAGUAAUAGGAAUAAAAUGGCUUAUGUUCUAUUAAAAAAUACUACUGCUUUGCAAAUCCAGUAUGCUUUACAAACUUCAAGAUAGAAAAAUUGUCAAGAUUAAUGAUGCUCAGAAACCACUUAAUUUGGAUUUUUAUAAGCAGUAAUGCUAAGCAGUGUAAAUAAAGUGUACUGAAUGUAGCUAGACUGUUUUUUUUAUACAUGAUUAUUAGUGGACUGAUCAGAUUUUGUUGUCACUGAGUUACAUUUCUGGUGCAAGAGUGAACUGUAAACUACUUAACUGAAAGACAUUUAAAUAUAUAAUUUAAAUAUUUAAAAAUUUCAGAUUGGGGGUAAAAAUUGCGUUCAAGACAGCUGCCAUAUUGUCCUUUGAAAGCAUGAAGUUUGUCAGGUUAUAGAAUCUCUAUCUUGGGCAAGUAUUUUUAAGUUAGUAUUUUUUGCCUUUUCCUUCAUAAGUUCUGCAUAUAAAGAUCCUAGGUUCAUUACUGAAGUGGCUCUUUCCUUGUUAAUUUUCAUUAGUUAAAAGUGUCAUGUCAUUUGAACAAUGAUGGAAAAAGUGGGAAGUCGCUGUUAGAGAAGCUUUCCUUGAUGAUUUCUACAUGUUAAUUAUAGAAUUCAACUUCUCUUCAGGAGAGUAUUAAAAUAUUGGAAAGUCUUUAAGGUAGCUUUUGUAUUCCAUACUUAAUUUUGGAUAGCUCACUAGGGACAAGAUGUCUUGAUAAAAUGCUGUAAAAAGGUCCCACUUGAGGAAGUGUUUUUCACUGUAAACAUACAUUUAAAUAUUUACCAGCCCCCAUUCUAAACAGUUUUCUCCAGAUUACCUGGACUCACAGAAUUUUUGUUCUCACUUUGAGUUUGGAGCAUUAGGUUUCACUGAUACCUUCCAGAGGUGCUUUCUGUGGCUUUUGCUUCCAUGACUCAAGAUUUAGAAGGACAAAAAUGUGAGUGGUAGCAAAACAAUCCUUCAAAUAAUUUAGUAAUAGAAACAGAAAUCCCAUUCUUCUAAAGAUUUUCUAUUUUUUAGGCCUCUGCUUCAAGCUUGUUUUAAAGCCAAGUCAAGCCACCAUCUUUCUAUGCCAGUUAAGACCAUCCUGCUGUGGUAGUACUAAGUGCUUGUAAAAGAGCACUUAUUAUUCUGGGGAGUGGUGUUCCUGUGGCUGUUCAACAUCUGCCCUCUUUUAUUUCAGUUCAGUAGGAAUGCUCUGGAUUAUUGACUUGUUUCCUCCAAUGAUCCUGUUAUUUCUGAUUUAUUUUAGUCCAGACUUCUGUACUCCUAUACUAAAGCACAAUAAGUGUAUAUGCUAACUGUACCCUGCUUGUCUCUUACAUAAAAAACUUGUUGCAAAGAUUGAAGCUACCAAAGAAAAACAAGUUGUCAUUCUGUAGCUUUCAUACUGUAGGCAGUUUGGGAAACUACUUCGAGCACGUGAAUUGAAACAUUCUCUCUGGCUUUAUCUGGAGAGGGGAAAAAAUGCUUGAGAGGAAAACUUGUGGAGAAAACUUUUAUUCUGCGGAAUCUUCUGUGUGAAGAGCUAUUGAAAUGUCUCCUAGCUACUUUUCUGGAUUAGAGUUAGAAAUAUUUCCACAUGACUACUCUACUGUUACAAUUGUUAAAACUUCCACUGUUUUUCUUAUCUGCUUCUUAAUACUGAAUAUGCCAAGAAGGUGUGCCACAUGUUUUUUUCUCUCAGAGUACAUGCUUUUGCAAUCCUUUCUCUCAUGCAGUCACUGCUGAAGAAACCACAGCAUGAAAGAUUGUGGAAAGAGGACUAGGACUGAUGAGAUGCAGUGGGUUGCUAGCCAUGCUUUUUUAUGUAAAGUUUGAACAACUUAUAAUUCCUUAUUUAUAUUCGUUUCUUGCCUCAGUGCUAGAUUACAAUAUCAGCCUAGACUGGCAGUUGUUCCUUACUGUCCCUCAGUGAGUUCCUAUUGUGGUGGGUGUGGUGUGUUCUGUUUAACAACCAUCUGCUCCCCUUUUCAGAUUCUUGGGUUCUCAGUGUGUGAAUUACAGAAUGGCUAUGCAUGAGUAAUCUUCAAGGGGUGAAAAGCACAUUUUUGUAUGUUGGUUAACAGAUGUUGCUGCCUAGAGCUUUCUCAAGAUUCUAAAAUGCCCAUCCUGCAUUAUUAUCACCUGCACUCAAGUCCACAGUUGCAGGACGUUGUGCAUAUAUAAAGUGGGGGGAGAAGAUGGUUUUCUAAACCAGAUCAGGGCACGUCUGUUUGCAAUCACUGUUCUUGGAUACAUAUGUAUAGUGUAAUGCUAUACCAGCUAUUACUGAUGUACUGUACCUACAUGAAGAGAAUACUUCAGUAAGUUCCCUUUUGUAAUACUUGCAAAAAUGAAUUUGGAUAGCUGUAACUUCUAAAUCUAAUGCCAUGAUCCAAUAAAAGCCUUAAGUCAGCAGGUAACACUAAGGAAUGCCGAACCACAUAAAAGGUACCUUCCAUGUUUAUGGAUUGGCAUAGCAUGUUCUGCCUGAAAAGCUGAGCUAGCUUCUCUGUAAGCAUAGUAGAAAUCAAAAGACUAAAUGGAUUAAUGUAUGAGUUCUGAGGGCUCUGAUAAUUUUUUUUUGGUGAGCCACCAUACAAAAUGGAAUCCUUCUAAAACAUGAGAAGCAAAAGAGGCUGUUCUCUUGCAAAACUCUGCUCUCAGGACAUUUCUCCAAGGAAUGAGAGAUGCAUCUAUCCCAGUCGCUCAGAGGGCUUAGACUCCUCUUUCCCUCCCUGGCUUUUGAAAGGCAUUCUCUAUUUGUGCUGCUGAACGUGGAGCUGUGCAGGAAGGGAAUUAUUAAAUUCCAAACAGUAGAGAGUGCGGAGAGGGAUGUGUUUUAAUCUGAAGGUAAGGGUCAAAUGGUCACUAGAUUGUGGUCCCUCUCAUGGGUUUCUGUUCUUUCUUUAAGUACUUGAUAGUUUUAUCCUAAAUAAAUGACCAAUCUUGGGAGCAGCAGUUAGUAUCAAAUUGCAAGUCAAACAAUUGAAGUAAACUUGAAUUAUGGUCCACCUCUGAAGCCUGUCUUACUCCUGGGCACCUCAACAAGGAUGGAAGGUUAAUCCUUACAGGUGCCAGUGAUGUUGCUGGUGAUACAGUAAGUGCUGAAAACUAACUGCUGUUUUCUUCUUGUUGUCUGCACCGUUCCAUCAGUUUUCACACCUUCUCAGUAGCGAGGAUAAAAGAAAAUGCUAUUUUAUCAUAUGUUUAUAUUUGAUUCUUUCAUGACUGGGAGAUCCUAUUUCAGCUAAAUAUAAAUGGUUAACACAAGUAUUCUCUUCCUGCUGAAUGUAUGUAUUGCUUCCAAGCUCAAUUAUUUGUUCCCACCUGCCAAGUUUACAAAGCUUGUCAGUAAGCUUUCCAAGUAUGCCCUUGUUUGCUCAUAAAGCUCCACAUAAAAUAAUUAAGAGAAAUUUUCUUGCAAGCUAAGAGAUAUAAAGAAUGAAGGAGGCACUGUGGUGUGAUUGCUUGUAGGAUAUAGAACUGUACACCUGUAUUGGAACAGGAGUCUUUAUACAGCCUAUUCAUAUACUUUCAUGGGAGUUGCUGCAAUGAAACCCAAGAUAAAAAUCUGACUCCUCACCUCAAUUCCUUGCCUUAGCAGGUGAAAUCGCAGCUAAACAAUGAUGUAAUUCCAAGACGCCAGCUCUAAUCAGAUGAAUUGCUAAAAUCCAGGUAGCUUUUGCAAUGAAAGAGAUGAUGAAUUUAAGGAGGAAUAGUGGUGCCACUGUUUUGAACCCUUAGUAAACACAAGGAGAAAGUCAAUAUAUAAAUAGCAUCAGCCCUUUUUUCUCAACUCUAACUAUAUUGUAAAGAUCUUUGGCUUGUCUUAGUACCCACUUAAUGAUGUGCUUGUUAUGUGAUAAGUGCAAGUAAACUCUGAAUACCUGCUUUGUCUAUCUCAAGUUGUUUCUUCCCUAUUUUACGUAGUUGUUAAGAACCAAUAAAAAUACAAUUAAGUAGCAAGCAUGUUUAAGGAAAUAUAGUUUGGCAUCAAUACUUGCUUCCUAUGUGGUUUUGGAUAAACUGCUUAUUUGAAACUUUGCUCAUCACAUUCUUUGUUUUGUCUGCUUAUGGUUUGGCAGAAUUGUUUCUUACCACGACUUUUGUACAACGCUUGUUGUAUUUAGUUACCUGUGUGGGAAGGAGAGAGCUCUUAAUGCUGCUAUAGUAGAGUGGCAAUGUGCUCCAAAAUAUUCUUAAGAGGGAAUAAAUCUUGUUGUCUCUA